GGGUCUUGAGGCGGAGUCCGUGGGGUGUGAGAGCAAAGCGCGGUCGACUGGCGGCGGCCGAGGCACUUCCCUUCUUCGCCGCCGGAGCUGACGGACCGCCGCCGGGAAAGGCGGAGAAGACGAAAGGGCUAUCAUGAUGCGGCUCCGCAGCCCUGCGCUGCUGAGGGACCUGCUCUGGCUCAGCCAGGCCGGCACCGGAGGACUCAGCUGUUGCCGUCGCUCGGCGCUGAGGUGGCUCCAUCCCGCCUGGCCCGGCGUAGCCGCUGGCCGCUUGCCUUUGCGGCUCAUGCCCGGGGCUACCUCCGCCGCCGCCGCUGUCUCCCGCUCCUUGUGCACCAGCUCCGAGGGCAUCUUGGAGCAGACUGGCAAGGGCCCUCCGGCCCAGCAACCGCCGGCACCUACCGCGUCCGCCGUGAUGCCCGUCUCGGCCCCCGGGCAGAACAGCCACAACGCGGCAGCAAGCAAGGAAGCAGGCGUCUUGGGGGAAAAUAAAGGAGGUUUGUUGCCUAGCUUGGAAGAUUUGCUCUUCUAUACUAUUGCAGAAGGACAAGAAAAAAUACCAGUUCAUAAGUUCAUCACAGCUUUAAAAUCUACAGGUUUACGAACAGCUGAUCCGAGACUGAAAGAAUGCAUGGAUAUGUUAAGAUUGACGCUUCAGACAACAUCAGAUGGUGUCAUGCUAGACAAAGAACUCUUUAAAAAAUGUGUCCAAAGCAACAUUGUGUUACUAACUCAGGCUUUCAGGCGAAAAUUUGUCAUUCCUGAUUUUGUGUCAUUUGCCUCUCACAUUGAUGAGUUAUAUGAAAAUGCUAAAAAACAGUCAGGAGGGAAGGUUGCGGACUAUAUCCCACAACUGGCUAAAUUCAGUCCUGAUUUAUGGGCAGUGUCUCUUUGCACAGUCGAUGGGCAGAGGCAUUCCAUCGGAGAUACCAAAGUCCCAUUUUGUCUUCAGUCCUGUGUAAAGCCUUUGAAGUAUGCUAUUGCUGUUAAUGAUCUUGGUACUGAUUAUGUACAUAGAUAUGUUGGUAAAGAACCUAGUGGACUAAGAUUCAACAAAUUGUUCCUCAAUGAAGAUGACAAACCUCAUAAUCCUAUGGUGAAUGCUGGAGCAAUUGUGAUCACCUCUUUGAUCAAGCAAGGAGUAAAUAAUGCUGAGAAGUUUGACUAUGUGAUGCAGUUCAUGAAUAAAAUGGCUGGAAAUGAAUAUGUCGGUUUCAGUAAUGCCACAUUCCAGUCUGAAAGAGAGAGUGGAGACAGAAACUUUGCAAUAGGCUAUUAUCUGAAAGAGAAAAAGUGUUUUCCAGAGGGAACGGAUAUGGUUGGCAUAUUGGACUUCUAUUUCCAGCUGUGCUCCAUAGAAGUGACUUGUGAAUCUGCUAGUGUCAUGGCAGCCACCCUUGCCAAUGGCGGCUUUUGCCCCAUCACUGGUGAGAGAGUCCUAAGUCCUGAAGCAGUUCGGAACACUCUAAGUUUGAUGCAUUCAUGUGGCAUGUAUGACUUCUCGGGACAGUUUGCCUUCCAUGUGGGUCUUCCUGCAAAAUCUGGAGUUGCUGGUGGCAUUCUUUUGGUUGUUCCUAACGUUAUGGGCAUGAUGUGCUGGUCACCUCCGCUAGACAAGAUGGGCAACAGCGUUAAGGGGAUUCACUUUUGUCAUGAACUGGUUUCUUUGUGCAACUUUCAUAAUUAUGAUAACCUGAGGCAUUUUGCAAAGAAGCUUGAUCCUCGGAGGGAAGGUGGUGAUCAACGACAUUCCUUUGGACCACUGGACUAUGAGAGUCUUCAGCACGAACUUGCAUUAAAAGAGACUGUGUGGAAAAAAGUGUCACCCGAAUCAAAUGAGGACAUCUCCACAACUGUAGUGUAUAGAAUGGAAGGCCUGGGAGAACAAAACUAGUGCACUGGGCUCUAGUUUCAGAGAGUUUGAUUUCAUUUUUAAACACACUCCAGUUUGUCUAGAUUACACUCUGGUUUGUCGAGAUAUUAGAUUUAUUAUUUUGACUUCGGUCAGUUGUAAAUAUGCUUGAGUUACCCCAAACUGGUAUACCAAUAAUUUUAUACUAAUUGCUUUAAUAUAUUUUUUUUUACAAUUUGAAACAAAACUGAAUGUCUGCUAUUUAAACCUGUGUCAUACUUAAGGAAUGAAUUGUAAAAUGGGAAUUUAAAGGGGUGCUGUAAAAGUGAGAAAUCUUGCAAUGCAAUCAAAAUGCAAAUAGCAUAAUUGUUAACCAAGAACAUGACAACCAAAGAUAUAGGAAUAUUUAAGUCCUGGAUCAUAAGUAGAUAUUUCUUUUUAUUGUUAAUAAUUCUAAAAAUUACCUUUCAUCUUUUUCAUGAACAGUGUAAAAACUUGAUCCCAUUUAUUCCAAUUAAAUUCAGUUAAUUUCAGUGUAACCGACUGUAAAUGAAGUUAAGUGUUCAUGUGCUGCUUUGCAACACUAGCAAAAAUAAUUUUUAUAUAAAGCAUAUUUGUAAACUUAUUAAGCUUGUGUAAAAAUAUCAGCAUUUUGUUAUAAGGUAAGAAAGUCAUGUUGGAUUAGACAAAAAUUCUAAUUCUAGGAUUCUGUUUUUUCAAUGGCCACUUAGCAUUCUUUUGCUAUUUUUCACUAGCAGUUGAUAUUGUAAGUCAUUCUACUUCUGAUAUAAAAGGUAGUGUAUAGCAAUUAGGACUAGCAUCCAGCUGAUAGCCUCAUUCUUCAUGAAUGUUUCUCAUUCAUUUUUAAAAACAUAAGUUUAUGACCAUCCCUAUAUCUUAAGAAAUAAAUCCCAUAAUACAACUGCUCUGCUCUGUGAGGAAUCAAUUCCUUGUGUGAUUGGUGAUCUUGGUUUCUGAUAUUAUAAAAAGGAAGAAAUAAAUUUUUAUUUCAUUGAUUUUUAUACUCUCUUUAUUUUUACUUUUCUAAGCUAAAAACUUAUAUUAAUAUAAUAUUUUAUACAUAUUAAACUAUUUCUACUAAAUCUAGUAGUGUGUUAGAAAAACGUACUUUUAUUGAGCCUUCAGCUUCUGAAAAUAAUGAUUGUUUGAUUUGUUUUUGCAUCAAAAAUCAGCUACAAAGGCUAGUUUACCCUACUCAGUCAUGUGUAAUUUCAGUAGCCUGCAACCCUAGAAAAUUAGCACCCAACUAUAGAUGAGGUACAGAUAUGCUCAGGAUCCACUGCCAAAAACCUCCAUUUAUUUAUUACGUUUAUAUGCUAUCCAUCUCUUCAUGGGGCAGAAUUUUAAUACAGUUGCUUCUGUGUUGGAAGCGUAUUGUGCUGUUGUAGGAUAUGUUUCCUCUGUCAACCAAGCAAAAUAUAAAUUACUGGGUCAAACUUUAAUUUCAGCACAAUUUGAGAGAAGAAUCAUAAAUGCGGUAGGCUAGAAAAGAGAUUUUCUUCCCCCACUUCCUAGCAUUUUUCCACAAAUGCAGGGAUUGAUUCCCCCCCCCUUUUUUUUCUUUUGCAUCAACUGAAUAUUGAUGCAUUUGGUCAUGACAGAGUUGACCAACUGGCUUGUCACUUGAUCCUAAUGUGGACUGAGAGAGAAUGAAUGGCUCAAAUUCAUACAGCCUUAUGUUUUCAUGCCUAAACCAGGAUUAGCACUCAUAGUCUUCUGUUUUCCACCCUGGUGCCUUAACCACUAGAUCAUACUGGAUAUCAUUUGUUUAGAAAACAAGUAACACUCAAUAUAGAUAAUGCUGUGUUAUACGGACCAACAGUCUUGAUAUGAGUAAAUAUUCUAUAUACUCAUAUAAUAAGUGUUAUCUAUUCUCAUGUCAGGUUCUUUCUAUAUUUACUGACAAGGUUUUUAGUCAACAAUAUUUUCUUCUGCAAAUGAAAACUUGUGCUCAAGCUCAGUAUUAAUUACUGGCUUUAAAAAAAAAUCAGCAUGGUUAUGGUAUUUUCCUUAUUUAGACUACUAAAUAUCUCAGAAAAUUUUUAGGAAGGAAAAUAAUAUUAGCGUGUUCUAAGCCAGGAGUGGGGAAUCUGUGAACCCUUUAGGUGUUGCUGAAUUAUAACUUCAACAUCCCUUACAAUGGAUAAUGCUGCCUUUGUUGGGGGAAUUGUAAACCAGUAACUUGGAUGCAGCAAAGUUUCUCUAUUCAUAGCAUGAUAGAUUUGGAAGGGGAGAAAGAUCCCGUAGUCCAGGUCUUGCAGUGUACAAUUCCAAGAUCCUUGAGAGAGGGCUGUCUGACUAAGAGCUCAGAACCUUCAUAAGCAGAUCAUUCCAUUAUUGUACAAAUUCUAUUUUCAGGAAUUUUCCCCUUACAUUUAAAUAACAGUUGGAAGUGCAACUUCUACCUAGCCCUGAUUUUUGUGGCAGUGGACCAUCUUCCCUAAAGCAAUCUAGAGCAGGGGUCUCCAACGUUGGCAAUUUUAGGACUUGUGGACUUCAACUCCCAAAAGCAAAGCUGGCUGAAGAAUUCUGGGAGUUGAAGUCCACAAGUCUUAAAAUUGCUAAGGUUGGAGACCCCUGAUCUAGAGUACUCUUUCUUGAGGCUGCCCUAAUAGGAAUGUCCUCCAUUCCUUGCAUUGUUACUUUUGUUGUUCUCCUCUUAAUAUAUUUGAACCUCUCAGUAUCCUGGAAAUAUGAUGUCCAGAUUUGUACACAGUAGUCAGAUUGGGUUCGUACCAUUGCAGAGUAGAGGAGAAUAAGGAUGCCAUGUGCUUUGAGUACAAUGCUUCUUCUAAAGUACCCAGACCUACCUUGGCCGUUGUAACAACUGUCUCACACUGUUUUCUCAUGUUCAUCCUGUUUUCAGUUACAAUGCCUAAGCCCUUUUUGAUAGUGCUCUUCCAAGCCAUGAAUCUCCCAUUGUGUAUAUGUGCUCUGCAUUUUUAUUCCCCGAAUAUAAUAACUUACAUUUUUCACUAUUGAAGGGUAUUUUGUUCAUUUCAGCCCAGUCCUCCAGCCUGUCCAGAUUUUGCAAACUCCUUCUCUCAUCCUGGGUGGUGGCCUAUUUAUGACAUCUGGAAAUUUGAUCUACAU
Thamnophis elegans (Western terrestrial garter snake) is the source of this 4966-nucleotide messenger RNA. RefSeq names its product glutaminase (gene GLS). Gene Ontology annotation, biological process: L-glutamine catabolic process. The record is from RefSeq and is a predicted model, not a curated record. Bases 134 to 1894 code for a protein of 586 amino acids. Gene Ontology annotation, molecular function: protein binding; glutaminase activity. NCBI's taxonomy places the organism in Eukaryota, Metazoa, Chordata, Lepidosauria, Squamata, Natricidae. The transcript is spliced from 15 exons.